AUGGUGUCUCCAACAGAAGAAAGUGAGAUGCUGUACUGCUUCCUGCUGGUCAAAGCGGACAGACUAUUAGACUACUGCAAGAAAAGCCUUGCUGAGCCAGUGCAUGCUCAGCUACCUAAAUCCAUUUGUUUUUACUCUACUACUUGUCCUUACUAUGGAGACAGCAGCAGCAGACGAAGUCAGAGAACCGAUGUUUCAAAGCAUGAACAUGAUGGGAAUGAGCUCGGGACAACACCAGAAUUUCAGUCCCAUGUGGCAAAAAAGUUAGGAGCCUUUUUGGACGGGUGUAUUUCAGAAGUUUUUUUUGAAACUGGUGACUCAAAACCUGGUCAGUCCAAAAACAGAGAGGAAGAGGAUCAAGAAAGUUUCCAUCUCUUCUCCACAUCCGCUCCUGGAAAUUGGAUGGAGGAACCACUUCCUCCACCUCCUAAAAGGAGACCAAUUCCCAGCUCUAGUGACAGUGACAGUGAGAUGGAAAUGAGGUUUAGAGAAGCUGCUGUGUCUGUGUCAGACAUCCUCGCCUCUGCAGCCCAACUUGCAGCGAAAACUGAGGAGAAAAGUACAACAAAAGAGUCAGCAGAGGAAAGCACCGUCACGAAGAAAAAGAAGAAAAAAAGAAAGGCAUCCACAGAGAGAAGGGAGGAGAACAUUACCCAAGUAUCAGAGAAACAGUCUAAUAGAGAAGGAACAGAAGAGCAAACAACUGUGGUGGAAAAUUUGACAAAGAAAAAAAAGAAGAAACGGAUAAAGUUAGAGGAGGGCAGAAAGGACUGUGAUGAAUGAAAGGCUUUAUUUGAAGUAAUAGACCUCAGUCAUGGUAGCACCAUAUUUAAUUUGGACCGGAAUAAAAACGAGACUGUGAGGAAGUGCUGUGCGUUUAAUGGAUUGUACUGUUGUUUAAAAACAGUGUUCGGCUGCUGAAACGUCUUUCUGAAACAAAUUCAAUAGACAAAAACUCCAUAAAACAGUUUUGAAAGUUUUUAAGAGUUGUGAAAAUUGUGAUCUAGGACCUUUUGCACAGACUUGUUUUCAUCAGCGUAAAAUUCAAUAUGGUGAUUAACUUGACUAAGGUCUAUAAUACUCUAAAUGCUGUUCUUGAUGUUUGUAUAGUUUUUUUUAUGACAUUCAUUGUGUUCUAACAGUUGACUGUGAAAUUUAGAGAAAGCUCUAAAUUGACAAGAAAUGGGUUUUCAAGCUAUAAAUCCCCCCAAACAUCAAUAAACUCUUUAUUUUGCCAUUUUACUA
Messenger RNA from Sinocyclocheilus grahami, 1245 nucleotides. RefSeq names its product chromosome unknown C12orf43 homolog (gene cunh12orf43). The transcript has 8 exons. NCBI's taxonomy places the organism in Eukaryota, Metazoa, Chordata, Actinopteri, Cypriniformes, Cyprinidae. The record is from RefSeq and is a predicted model, not a curated record. The coding region runs from base 1 to 783 and encodes 260 amino acids. Gene Ontology annotation, biological process: negative regulation of Wnt signaling pathway; Wnt signaling pathway; Spemann organizer formation.